Messenger RNA from Cercopithifilaria johnstoni, 666 nucleotides. The record is from the annotation of a GenBank genome assembly. Lineage: Eukaryota; Metazoa; Nematoda; Chromadorea; Rhabditida; Onchocercidae.
AUGAAGAAAUCUGUGCAGGCUUUUAAUUUCUGUCAGAAUAUUAAUUUAUCAUCUGGUAUUAUCCAAUUCAUAAAUCCACCACUAUGGUCAGAAUCUUCAUUGUUGUUUGGUGGGCGUAAAGGGCGAUAUUUACCAUUGAAAAUAAACAAUGUUAAUGGAUUGGAAGAAAUUCCAUAUCGAGUUGUAAUGCUCGGUGAUUAUGAUAGUGGUAUUAGCUUACUGAGAAGUGAAAUGAUACAAUUAAAGUCAUUCAAAGAUAUUCCAUUUUCUGAUGAUGCGGAAUGUUGCACGACAAUAAUGCGGGAUGGGCAUGAGAUGCAAAUGUGGCUUUUUGUUGAUUUGCAUAGCUUUGAAUUAUUUUGCAAACAAUGUACCGAAAGCAUUGAUUGCUGCAUAGCAUGCUAUUCGAUUGCAAUUACGAAAACCUAUCAGCAUGUCGUCGAAAAAUGGAUUCCCGAAUUUGUGAAUAAAUUCCCCGGAAAACCGAUCAUCCUAUGUGCAUUGAACGAUCGCGAAAUAUGUACAUGUGGUGGCGGCAUAGAUGAAACAAUGUUUAAACAUGAUUUCAAUUUUUGUAACAGUCGUCUCACACAAAUCGACGUUUCUAUUUUCAAUAAGGUAGUGGUCAAUAUGAUUCCAUCAUAUUAUAAUUUAACAUCUGUUUAA